CAGUUACCUCAAACCUAUUUAAGUGUCUCCUUCUGUAACCUUCUUUGUAAUUCCAGUAGAGAAAACUACUUCUUCUUCUUCAUCUUCUUCUCUGUUUGAUCAUCUGCACCUGAAUUUUUCUCUGAUACGUCUCUACUUUCUAAAGCUCCCAAAAAAAUAUGCUGCUUAAAUUUCUAGCAGCCUUUCUUCUGGUUCUGGGUUUUGCAACUGCUGAGGAUCCUUACAGGUUUUUCGACUGGAACAUAACCUACGGGGACAUAUAUCCACUCGGUGUUCGUCAACAGGGAAUUCUCAUCAAUGGCCAGUUUCCAGGGCCGGAAAUCUACUCCGUGACCAAUGACAACCUCAUUAUCAAUGUUCAUAACAGCUUGCCGGAGCCUUUCCUUAUUUCAUGGAAUGGAGUUCAACAUAGGAGGAAUUCAUACCAAGAUGGAGUUUACGGCACCACAUGCCCCAUCCCACCAGGCAAGAACUUCACCUACACACUCCAAGUGAAGGACCAAAUUGGAAGCUUCUACUACUUCCCAUCUCUUGCCUUUCACAAGGCUGCUGGUGGCUUUGGAGCCAUUAAAAUCCUCAGCAGGCCCAGAAUCCCAGUCCCAUUCCCAGACCCAGUUGGUGAUUACUCCAUUCUUAUUGGAGAUUGGCACAAGACUGACCACAAGAUAUUGAAGGGCAUUUUAGAUCGUGGUCACAGGCUUCCCUUCCCAGAUGGCAUUAUAAUCAAUGGACGUGGACCAAAUGGAACAUAUUUCACAUUUGACCAAGGUAAAACUUACAGGCUUAGGAUAUCAAAUGUUGGGCUCCAGAACUCUCUCAACUUCAGGAUCCAGGGCCACAAAUUGAAGCUGGUUGAAGUUGAAGGGACCCACACCAUCCAGACCACCUAUGAUUCACUGGACAUCCAUGUGGGCCAGUCUUAUUCUGUUCUCGUCACAGCAGAUCAAGCCCCUCAGGACUAUUACAUUGCUGUCUCAACCCGUUUUACCAGCCAGGUCCUCACAAGCACUGCCGUCUUUCACUACAGCAACUCGGGCCGUCAAGUUUCCGGCCCAAUUCCCGCUGGGCCCACAACCCAAACCGGCUGGUCUCUUAGCCAGGCUCUCUCCAUUAGGACAAACCUAACAGCAAGUGGACCUAGGCCAAACCCACAAGGCUCCUACCACUAUGGUCUUGUAAAUGUGAGCAGGACAAUCAAGCUAGAGAGCUCAGCAGCUCAAGUUAGUGGAAAACAGAGAUAUGCAGUGAACAGUGUGUCCUUUAUCCCUGCAGACACACCAUUGAAGCUUGCAGACUACUUCAAGAUUGGUGGGGUUUUUAAAGUUGGAAGCAUCUCAGAUAACCCUACUGGCCAAAAGAUGUACCUUGACACUUCAGUCAUGGGUGCUGAUUUCAGAGCCUUUGUGGAGAUUGUGUUUCAGAACCAUGAGAACAUUGUGCAGAGCUGGCAUUUGGAUGGACACUCCUUUUGGGUUGUUGGAAUGGACGGAGGCAAAUGGACACCAGCAAGCCGAAACGAAUACAACCUUAGAGAUGCAGUCUCAAGAAGCACCACCCAGGUUUAUCCCAAGUCAUGGACAGCUAUAUACAUAGCACUAGACAAUGUGGGUAUGUGGAAUUUGAGGACUGAGUUUUGGGCAAGGCAAUACCUUGGACAACAAUUUUACCUACGAGUCUACUCACCUGUGGAGUCCGCUAGGGAUGAGUACCCAAUUCCCAGAAAUGCCCUUCUUUGUGGAAGGGCUGCUGGCAGAAGCACCAGACCUUAAUGAACAAGCUGAUUCAGAAGAUUUAUACACAAUUAUUUUAUAUAUGAGUGUCCCAUUCUGUGCUACCAAAAUUUUUCAAUUGUAAUUUGUAUACUUUUGGCAAUAAAAUGCAGCUUUCAUUCAGUCACUUGUUUGGCAUGUAAUUAAGUUCUGCUUCAGGUAUUAGAAGCCAAGGGAAAAGAAACAUCUUGUAUUGUUGUUUAA
Messenger RNA from Prunus dulcis (almond), 1973 nucleotides. Its product is annotated as L-ascorbate oxidase homolog. The transcript is spliced from 8 exons. NCBI's taxonomy places the organism in Eukaryota, Viridiplantae, Streptophyta, Magnoliopsida, Rosales, Rosaceae. The record is from RefSeq and is a predicted model, not a curated record. Bases 159 to 1769 code for a protein of 536 amino acids. Gene Ontology annotation, molecular function: oxidoreductase activity; copper ion binding.